AUUGAUAACUACUUUAAAGGCCGAAAGAGGUUUAGCGUCAGCUUACAGGCGACCGAUCGUUUUUCAGUUAACAUAUUUUUCUAUAAUAGCCAAUAGGUACUCGUUGGUUUGGAUGGUAUCCAUCGACUCAAGUUUCACGUACCGAUUUUUAAACAAUCAAUUAUUUGAAACAGGAUUUGCUCGGUUGUCUCCCGUAGUUGGGCCGGCGUCGCCGUCGAACUACGCCAACGGUCGUCUGUUCUCUUCUCUGUAAAGUGUUAUCCGUUGUCCAAACGCUUCGAUCAUGUACGUCCUCGUUAAGCCAGGCAUGUCGUCCAAGUCACGGUGUUCGAAUGCAACCAGUCAAACCCAACAGCAAUCGAGCACUAGCAGACAGCAACAGCAGACGGUACAGGAACCGGUUCUAAACGAUGGCGGACUGUUCAGUCCAAUGUCGAUUGACAAUUCGGUUUCCGCUGUUGUAGGCGAGUACCUGGAAAAUAGGAAUAUUGAUAGUUCGUACAUAACAAACCCAAGUGUAGUCACCAAAAGUGCAGUUGAAUAUUUGAAUAUGCUGAUUGUUCAACAUAAUUUUAAAACAUUGGAGUCUUGUGAUGAUCAAACUUGUAUUCAGGAUGCUCAAGACCAGGUGUCUGAAUUUGAAAGCUGGAGUCGUACUAUCAAAAAUGAAGCUUAUAAAAAAGAACUUCAACGCAUGAAAAUACCGUUAUAUAGUCAUUUAUAUUUAAAUAUUCACUCUAUAUUUGGCCAUAAACAUGUAAAAGACUUUUUUCAACCAUAUGAAUAUUUAUUUGAAAGUGCCAAAAAAACUUUAUUUCUACAAGAUUUGCAAAAAUCGUACGACAUGGAUGAUAUUUCUAAUUUAACGUGUAUUACUAAAUUCAGGCAGAAUAAGUAUAUAAUUGAGACAAACAGUGAAUUUCAUGCAUGUUUAAUGCGUUUUCUUGACAGUCGACAUUUGUUAAAACAUGUUGUAGAAAACUGGUUUGAUAUUAUUUUUCCUAUUGACGAUCCAAUAAAAGUGGUUAAAGAUUAUUUUGAAACAAACACCGAAAAGUCAUCAGUUAAUGAGACAAAAAAACUAGACGAAUCUGAAACUAAUAAUUUUUCUAAUAUAGGAAAAGAUGAGAAUAAUGAAAAAUGUAUAUCUACAAACAAAAUUAAAAAUUUGGAAAAAUGUAGAUCAAGUAAAGGUGGUUUGCAUAAUACACAAAAUGAUAUUACAAACAGUAACAUUAGCAAGAACACCAAAAACUCCAAUAAUACAGCUGUUUAUAAUAAUUUAACAACCAUAAAAAGAUUCAAUCCACGAACAGAUAAAAUUUCAACUACAGAAGAUCACCAACAACCUCAUUGUAGCAAAAGUCUCAUUCCACCAAGCAUCAGUACAACUAAAAAAGAUAUAAAAAAAGGAAAAAAGAAAACAAUGCUGUAUCAAAACUCUACAACCGAUAACUCUUCGAAAAAACCAAAUUUAAAGAAUGCAACAAUUAGCAAAGAAAAACAAAUUUCGAGGUCCAAGAAACGUCGUUGUGAAAGCCCUCAAAGCUCUACACCAUUGUCAUCUGAAGAAAAAGAAGUAACAAAUAGUAAAGAAAACUCUCGAUUUAAAAGACACAUAAGCUCACAAAUUUUAAAAUCGGCCAACAAACUGCAUAACGAUUUGAGAACAAAGAAAAUUUCAAGCAAAAUUACUAACAAAGUCAAAUCAAUGCAAAGGAGUAGCAGAAUAAGUAUAAUUUUUGGAAAAAAUGGGAAUACUUCAAAACUACAUAAACGCUUAAUGCCCUCAAGAAAACAUCGAAUGAAGAAGAAGAAACUUUCAAAAGCCAAACAAAACAAAGAACAAAGUGAGAAGAGCAGAAAGAAUCCAGUUAAAGUUAAAAAAGAAUCAAAGCAGUAUUCUGAAGAUUCAACGAGUGAUUCAAUUAGUGAGUCGACAUGUGAUUCGCCAAAUAAUUCAGUCUGUGAUUCAAGUGACUAUAACUCGGAAGACAAUCCAUAUGUAAACUUUGUAAAUAAUAAGUUUAGUAGAUGUUCACGAUUGCGGAAUAAAUUUCCGUGCUAUAUCGAGGAAUUGCAUAAAACCAAAAUUGAAGUAAAAAAUAUCGAUGAUGACAUACAUCUAACUAAUCUCAGACAAAUUCUUUUAAAAGACGUUGACAAAUGUACUUGCGCUAUUAUUUCUGACGAUCAAAGUUAUGUAAUCGCUGGUACUGAAAAUAGCAAAAUUUACUUGUGGAAAAGAUACAACAAUCUAAAGAAGCAUAAAUCGUCUAUUUUUGACAUGUAUGAAGCAAAUUCAAAAAAUUCAUACAGUUCUUCCACAAACCGACGAGUUAAUAAAAAAUGUCUCAAAGAAACGUAUGAUGUUAAAAAAGCUAAAGUGUUAUGUGGUCAUGGAGGGUCAAUAUUUGGUUUAGUUCAAUUGCCAGAUACAAAUGAAUUUAUUUCAGUUUCUAAAGAUCAGACAAUGAAACUUUGGGAUAUGAAAACUGGCGAUUGCAUAACUACAAUAAACCAAGAUCACGUGUCAAGUUGUGUGACUGUUUCUUCGUAUAGCUCACAAAUAGCUACUGGAGCAACAGACUCUAAUGGCUAUCUAUGGAGUCUGGCGUUCGACGAUCCAUUAAGAAUAUAUUUUGGCCACAGAGAUCAUGUUUUGAGUAUAAAAUUUCAUCCCAAUGAAAUAUAUUUGGCAACAGGAUCAACCGACCUCACAGUACGGCUUUAUCACAUAAUAAGCGCACGGUGCGUCAGAGUUUUUCAAGGACAUCGUGAUCAUGUUAUAUGUUUACAAUUUCAUGCGUUAGAUCCUUACAUUCUGGCGUCAGCUGAUUUAGAAGGUGGUGUAAUAAUAUGGGAUUUGUUGUCUGGUUUGAAAAAGUGGAGUAUUUGGUUCGGUACGGUCGGUACCACUGUGAUAAACGAAAUGCAGUGGUUAACUACCAAGGUGCUACUGGUGGCUUUGGACUGUGGACUUAUUUUAAAAUGUGAUACCAAUAGGUGUUACAAGGACAAAAUAAAAAAUGUACCUGCAUUCAAAACCAGUUUUGAUAAACAAAUGAACUUGAUGUUAGUAAAUGAUCAGUACAUAUCAAUUGGUGUAUCGGGUUUAAAAUACCAAAGGUCAUUUACUAAAAUAAAAGAGACUUUACAAAAAACGGACGACCCAUCUAUGAGUGACUUGCAAUUUCCUGAUACAUUGACAUCACCUAAUUUAAUACUUCCAUCCCUCCAUCUGAAACCAACACAGCCACCAAAUGUACACCAAUUGAUUACUCAACCAAUGGGCUUUACUACAACUAUUCCCAAACAACAACAUCAGGCUCCUCCGCUUAAUUUGAUGAGACCACCCAGUAAUGUUAAAUCUAAAUUUAGCGGUCUUCAACAGCCUUCUAAAACAAAUGUGCAAAAUACAGGAGUAUUGCAAAAUUCACAAGUACAGAAAAAACCUCCCCAAAUAGUCAACCAAGCAAAUCCACAAUUUAUAAAUAUACAACAGGUUUGUCAACCACAAUAUCGAUUAGCUGUUCCGCAAACGCGGCAAGUAAAUGUUUCAUCACAGCCGUCGCAAACCAUAUUAGUUUCACAACAUUCUCUAUCACCCAACGGGUCGAAUAAAAAUGUCGAACAAGUAAACGUUGUACCAAUACAGACUCCAACAAAUAAAGUUCAGCUCGUUUCUACACGUGUACAGCCGACAAAUAUGAAUUUCCAACAACACCCUACAAAUAUACAUGCAUUACAAUCGUGUUCAAUAGGGAGUGUUAACAAUCCACAGCAGUCUUAUUAUAAAACGGUGCCAAUUAGUAGCACAACACAAAUAUACAACACUCAAAAACCACAAACACACGGUAUUCAUCAUCCACGUCUACAACAAACCGGCCACUAUUUGAAAAGUGUACCUCGGCAUGCAGCGAUACUAUUGCCGAACAAUCAACUAGUGUAUACUACGAACCCUGAGGAUACACGAUUUCACGCGGUGACAACGAACUUUCAACGAAAUCAUCCUAACAUUUUUUUUCAAGAUCAGAUACCACAUAGUAGUGAUGCAAAUAGAGCACAGUAUAUAUCGGUUGUAACUUCGACUCGUACGUCUGCCACCAAUACGGUUUCUCCUUCAAUUUCCUCGUCUACACCCGAUACGACUGGCGUGCAAACACCACAACUAUGGCCACAAUAAAAAAAAAACUUAAAUUUUUUUUUUUAGUUGGAGGUCUCUAAAACAUAGCGUAUAUUUGAAUAACAAUGAAUUUUUAAAAAAACUUUAUAUUUUUGUGAAUGUUAGUUAACAUGUGUUUAUAUAAUUUUUUAAUGUAAAACUAACUUACCAUUGCUAUUAAUUUAAGGCUAAGUAUUUAAACAUCAUUGUCAUAUUUUAAUUUGUGAAAAAACUGAA
Molecule: messenger RNA, 4402 nt
Organism: Adelges cooleyi (spruce gall adelgid)
Lineage: Eukaryota; Metazoa; Arthropoda; Insecta; Hemiptera; Adelgidae
Exons: 21
Coding region: 284-4186 (1300 amino acids)
Molecular function (GO): protein binding
Source: RefSeq, a predicted model, not a curated record